CCUAGUUUUUGAACUUUGCAUGUGUCUAUUUACUUACUUGUCCAAUGCAGAAUCCAAUCGUGUUCGUUUGGUUGUCGUUGCUUCUCUUUACGAGCUUUUUCGUUGCUCCGUCGAGCGGUUUGAUUAAUGCCACCGCUGUAAAAGCUGAUGUAGGCAUCAUUCUCGAUUUCGAAACAUCUGUGGGGAAGAUAAGCAUGACUUGCAUUUCCAUGGCUAUCGAAGAUUUCUAUAAUAACCGCAGCAGCCACCGCGCUGUAAUCGUGCCUCAGUUUCGAGAUUCCAAAAGUGAUGUCAUUGGUGCAGCUUCUUCCGCUAUAGAUCUGCUGAAAAAUCACCAAGUAAUGGCAAUACUCGGUCCUCAGAAAUCAAUCCAAGCAGACUUUGUCAUUGAAAUCGGUGACAAAAUGCGAGUUCCGAUAAUAUCACAAGCAACAAGUCCUGCACUUUCGACUAAAGAAUCGCCCUACUUCAUCCGAUCUGCAUGGUGUUCUUCUUCUCAGGCGAAAGCAAUUGCAGCAAUCGUAAAAGCUUGCGGAUGGAGACAAGUGGUUUUUAUCUACGAGGACACGAAUUACGGAAGUGGAUUAGUCCCCUUUUUAACCGAGGGGCUGUUGGAGAACAACGUUUUAGUCACGUACCAAAGUGUGGUAUCUCCUUCCGCAACAAACGAUCAGAUUCUUCGAGAGCUGUAUAAGCUGAAGACUAUGCAGACAAGGGUGUUUGUGGUUCAUAUGCUUCCUAUUCUUGCGUCUCGGUUCUUUAAAAUGGCGAAAAUGGCUGGUAUGAUGAGUGAAGGGUACGCUUGGAUAAUUGUUGAUGUGUUAACGAGUUUGUUGGAUUCUGUUGAUUCGGAAACUAUUGAAGCAAUGCAGGGGGCGGUGGGGGUGAAGGCCUACACUCCGAGAACCGAGGAACUCGAUAAUUUUACUACGAGAUGGAGUAAAAGGUUUCAUAAGGAGAAUCCUGGUAUGGAAAAGACGAAGCUUAAUGUUUUCGGUUUGUGGGCUUAUGACAGUGUAACCGCUUUAGCGGAUGUGAUUGAACAAGUUGGUGUUUCUUAUCCGAAAUUCAAGAAACCGACGAGAAGAGGGAAUUUAACCGAUUUCGAUGCUAUUGAAACUUCGAAUGUUGGGCCGUUACUUGCUCCGUUGAUCAGAAACUACAGAUUUAAAGGGUUGAGUGGCGAUUUUCAUAUUUCCGAUGGUCAGUUACUACCGUCGGCAUUCGAGAUAGUGAAUGUGAUUGGUAAAGGUGACUACAGAGUUGGAUUUUGGACAGAGAAAUCUGGUUUCACUAAGAAGCUAAUGAAGGGUAAUGAUGUAAUUAAGGAUGCUUACUCGACGAAAAAGGAAGAUCUUGGUCCGAUUAUAUGGCCUGGAAAUACGAUCAAUGUGCCUAAAGGAUGGGAGAUGCCUACAAGUGGGAAGAAAUUAAGGGUUGGAGUACCUGUAAAGGGUGGAUUUAGCGAGUUUAUUAAAGUCGAAAGGGAUAAAGAAACGAAUGCUGUUAUAGCCACCGGUUUUUGUAUUGAUGUUUUCGAACAAGUUAUGGGUUCAUUGCCUUAUGCUGUACCGUUCGAUUAUGUACCGUUCGAAGAAGCUGAUGGAGAAAGUGCUGGAGAUUAUAAUGAACUUGUCCAUCAGAUAUUUCUUGAGAAAUACGAUGCGGUGGUGGGAGAUGUGACAAUAGUGGCGAACAGAUCAAGAUUCGUCGACUUCACGUUUCCAUACACGGAAUCUGGUGUGGUGGCAGUUGUGCCGAUUAAAGAUAACGAGAGGACAAAUGCUUGGGUGUUUAUGAAGCCUUUAACGAUGGGGCUUUGGCUUACGAUCGGAGGUUUUUUCGUAUUUACUGGAUUUGUGAUUUGGGUACUCGAGCAUCGGAUUAAUAAAGCAUUCCAGGGCCCACCAAUGAGGCAAGUUGGAAUGAUUUUCUGGUACUCAUUCUCCACACUUGUCUUUUCACACAGGGAGAAAGUGAUUAGUAACUUGACAAGAUUUGUGGUGAUUGUGUGGGUGUUUGUGGUGCUUGUUCUUACAUCGAGUUACACUGCGAAUUUGACGUCCAUGUUGACCGUACAGCAGCUUCAGCCAACAAUCACCGACUUUUACGACCUUGUAAAGAACAGGGAAUACGUCGGCUGCCAAGAUGGAUCUUUCGUUGCUGGAUUCUUGAAAAACAUGCAAUUCGACAGUUCGAAAUUCAGAACUUAUAGUACUUUUGAGGAGUACGACGAAGCGCUUUCCAAAGGUAGCAGAAAUGAAGGAGUAGCUGCAAUUGUUGAUGAACUACCUUACAUUAGGCUCUUCCUUUCCAAGUAUUGUCACAAGUAUACGAUGAUUGGUCCCACCUAUAAAACUUCCGGCUUUGGAUUCGCAUUUCCGAAGGGGUCACCAUUAGUGCCAGAUGUAUCGAGAGAAAUAUUGAAUCUGAAAGAAGAUGAGAAAAUGGUGAAGAUUUCGAGAAAAUGGUUCGGGGAAGAAGAAGGGUGUCCAGGUGGCGAUAGAACUGUGAUCACAUCUGAGAGGCUAACAACAGAUAGUUUCAAGGGUCUAUUCUUGAUUGCGGGUUUGUCGUCGACAACAGCUCUUACUAUAUUCUUGUCGAUUUUCUUGUACGAGAAUCAGGUUAUACUAUCAUCCGGUGCUUCGAUCAAGGAGAAGCUUAUUGGACUCGGUAGAGCUUUCUGUCAGAAGAAAAACGUGACAAAAUUCAAGGAAUCGAGAAAUGAUGUAGGGAUGGAGUUCGCAGCACAAAGUCCAGCAAUUAGUGUUUCAUGUGACCACAAUGAAGGAAUGGAUGAAGGUUUCUCAACUACAGAACCAGGAACUCCAUUGCAUGAAAUCAUAGGGGGCUAACUCAAAAAUGUACAGGAACAUUUAUUUGUUGAUAUUAAUUACCAAGUUCGUUAUUUCAGUUCAAA
Molecule: messenger RNA, 2923 nt
Organism: Erythranthe guttata (spotted monkey flower)
Lineage: Eukaryota; Viridiplantae; Streptophyta; Magnoliopsida; Lamiales; Phrymaceae
Product: glutamate receptor 2.7
Cellular component (GO): membrane
Molecular function (GO): ligand-gated monoatomic ion channel activity
Source: RefSeq, a predicted model, not a curated record